AUCAAGAGCACAAUCAAUAUUCAUAAUCUCGGAUUCUCAAUCACAUACAAUUUAAUAUUCACAUUAUUCUUAUUUGAAUAAGUUUUUUUUAUGAAUAUAAAUAAAUUUUUAGUUAUUGAACUCUUAUUAAAAUAAUGAAAUGUGAAAAUGACAGUAAUAUAAAAAAGAAAAAUAACUACAAAUCAAUGUAAUUUAUUUGGUUAAUUUAACCUAACACUUAUUUGUGGGAUUCGAAUUUAACCCACCAAAAAGGCAUUUCAUUUUCCCCCCCAUGAACUAUUAAAGAAAAGAGAUAAAAAUCGAUAGUUCUGGCUAUCACCCAGGCAACUAAUUAAUGGUAUGUUUCAACUUUCAAGGCUUUCGAGUCCGAAUAUGUGCUCUGGUGCGGUUAUUUCUAGUCGAAUCGAUAUUUUAGUUCAGUUAUGACAACACAAGUUUUGCUGAUAGGGCCGAUUGUUGUGGUGAGGCCUCGGUGGAUAGGAAAGAGUCACCGAAGGCAAAGCUAAGGUGGUGACGAGGUGAAAAUUAAAUAACAUAAUCUAUUUACAACAUCAUCUACUUAACAAUCAAAAUUCAUAAUUAAUCGUCAAGUAUGCCAAAUCUAAUCAAAUUGAACCAUCAUCAAUCACUAACCAUGAAAUGGGAAUUAAUAAAACGAAUGACUAAUAAUUUUUUUUUAUUACCGACGAGAAAAUUUUGACAAACCAAAAAACAAUGUCUAGUUUAGGGCUUUAGGCACUAUUUUUACUCUCGCUAUGCGUAGAGGAGAUUGACUGAACUUAGAAAGCCUUCCCGGUACCCAAUUCUCAAAGUUUAAUAGCAAGCCAAGGUAUUUCUCCCCUCCCAGUUCCAAAUCCAAGCCCCAAGUCCACAAGUAUUUGCUGCCGCCGGUCAAUAUCAUUUCAGGAAUCUUCUUCAGCACUGCUAACUUUACGCCUCUGGAGUUUCCGCCCAAUUGCAUCCAUGGCUUCUUCUUCAGCACUGUCUAGACUAUCCAAUCUCCACAACCACCUUCGUCCUUUGGAUUCCAACAAUCAGAUAGGUGGUCUGGUGAAAUUUUCUCCAGAAGUCUCUCAGGCUUUGUCUAGUGGGCGUGCAGUUGUUGCUUUGGAAUCCACCAUCAUUUCUCAUGGGAUGCCAUACCCUCAAAAUUUGGAGACAGCCAAGCAAGUGGAAGAAAUUGUAAGGAAGAAUGGAGCUGUUCCUGCUACUAUUGCAAUCUUAGAUGGGGUUCCUUGUGUAGGUUUAAGUGCCGAGCAGCUGGAGCGACUUGCCACUCUUGGAACCAGAGCUCAGAAAACAGCUCGGAGGGACAUUGCAUACGUUGUGGCCGGUAGACGAAAUGGCGCCACAACUGUUUCAGCAACCAUGUUUUUUGCUUCUAUGGUUGGUAUUCCUGUGUUUGUAACUGGAGGCAUCGGAGGAGUGCAUAGGCAUGGGGAGGAAACGAUGGAUGUAUCGUCCGAUCUCACUGAGCUGGGGAAAACUCCAGUAGCAGUUAUCUCUGCCGGAGUGAAAUCAAUAUUGGAUAUUCCAAAAACCCUUGAAUAUUUGGAAACACAAGGAGUAUGUGUUGUUGGUUACAAGACCGAUGAAUUCCCUGCAUUUUUCACUGAUACAAGCGGCUGUAAGGCUCCAUGCCGUUUGGACACACCAGAGGAAUGUGCCCGGCUGAUAGAUGCCACAACAAAACUUAAGCUUGGGAAUGGGGUCCUAAUAGCAGUCCCAAUUCCAAAGGAACAAUCGGCUUCUGGAAGUAAAAUUGAAUCUGCAAUCCAAAAAGCUCUUAAAGAAGCUAGGGAGAAGAAUAUAAUUGGCAGUGCUGAAACUCCUUUCUUGCUAGCAAGAGUGAAUGAACUAACGGGAGGAGCCUCCUUGGCUUCAAACAUUGCUCUGGUGAAGAACAAUGCUCUGGUUGGGUCUAAGAUCGCAGUGGCCCUUGCUCGUCUCAGAGAACACUCAAGCAAAGCAGCUGGAAUGAAUUAAUCUCUCUGAACCUCUUAGGCGGUGCGGAACAAGGAUCAUAAGACAGACUCGCCCCAUUUAGUCUUUAACCAGGUUGAACUUCACUGGUCAGCCAAAUCGAAAUGGCUGUUGCAUUGUAUGUUUUGGAAGGCUAUUUCAGGGAAAUGGGGAGAGCCAACGGCGGAAAGAUCACGUAAGCUGGAAACCGUUCCUGUCAUUCUCUUCGUCCUUCCUCUUUAUUUCCUUUUGGCUUCAACCAAACUUAGCAUUUGGUUGCCAUUUGAAUGCCCUAAAGUUGGAGAUAGACUGGAGAUCUUUAUGCUGGUUUUAGUCAAGUGUCUUGGUCUUGUAGUUGCCGUGGUCCAUCAUGUUGGCACAAGAGGCUGAGUGGAAUUUUGCAGGCUAGUGUUUGUUGCUGUGUUGAUUUCCAGCAUUUUUCUCUGUGCAGUGUUUGUCUUCUUUGGUUGACGUGUCUUUUAGGCUUUUGAACAUUUUGUAUCCUUGUAAGAGUAGUGUUUUAUUUUCAUCCAAAGUACUCGUCUAUGGUCUCAUUGUCACUCAACCAUGUAUGUACAUUAAUUUGACAAGUUACCUUAGUGGUGAUUGUCACUUACAAAUGUCGGUUUCGUGUGAGAUUUAUCCAUUAGAGGUGGCAGAAUAUUGACCCAAGCCACUAAAGUUGAUGAAAAUCGUAUUAGUCCACAGUGAAUCAUAUGAUCAAGAUGACUAUACCUAAAAAGCAACGCAACGGAUUAAUGUUAUUUUGUAAACUCAUUGCAUGACCCAUACGACGUGACUUUGGGACUCAUUGCAUGACCCUCGAGACUUUGAUAGCAGGGAUGUAAUCUCAUCAUUUCUUGCAUUGUCAUUAUCCUUCAAAAAUCGGUGUGAAUUCAAUGGUUUGUAUAUUAAAAAACCUUAUAGUUGGACACUUACUCAGAACUGGAUUCACAAUAGAUCCUAAUCAUCGCUAUAACCUCAUUUAGAUGUGUUGAUGAAUAUCAAAUCGUUGCAUGUUUUUAUUGGACCUAGAAUUCACAAGUAAUCAAGACAUUUGAAAACACCACAAAUAUGAAUUCCAAACAAUAAAGUCCUCAUAUUGAAUGACACUCUUAGUAGAACCUGGAUGUCAGAAAUGAAGAAUUCAAACUGUGGAUCAGGCUAAAAGAUGGAAAGACAAAACUAACCUGGGUUUUGAGGAUGAAGCAAGAGAGACACGAAGGGAUGGCAUUGGGUCGGGUUGGGUCGGGUUUUGUCAAACCCAAACCCAAAUCCAUGGGUUUAUCCGUGAAAAAAAUUUGGGGUAAAACCCACUGGGUUUGAAAAACUCAAACUCAACCCAACCCGCUGGGUAUCCGCGGGUUCAUGGGUACCCAUGGGUUUUGUCGUAAAAAAUUUACAAUAACAAGUUCCUAUCAAAAUUAAAGUCAUAUAUCAAUCUCUCAAUACAAAUUAUCCAUAUUUAAAACACUAUUCUAGAAAAUUCAAGCAAAUCACAAAUUAACUAUACAAAUUGUUCAACACCAAUCUAGAAAACUCAAGAAAAUUGAAGCACAAAUUAUUCAUAAAUAACAUGAUUAAUUGAAAGCUUCUUCCUUUCAAUUAAGUUUCUUCACUCUCCACUCGAUAAUAUCAACUUCAUUCUACACAAUUAGAAAGAAAAAAUUAGACAUGUCUCCACAAACAUAAAUAAGAUUAGUUGUUUAGAAUAUUAAAUAUACCGAGAAAAUUAAUUAUAUAGGUGUGAGCGGGUACCCAUGGGUCGGGUUUACCUAAACCGAAACCCAACCCGGUGAAUAGUGAACGGGUUUAAACCCAAAAUCCGUCAACAUGAAUUUUACCCGCGUUGACCGGGUUAGGUCGGGUGAGUACCCGUGAGUUCGGGUUUUGUUGCCAUCUCCAUUUUUGCCACCUGUUACAAGAUAGUAGUGGGUUGUCUCAGAAUGAACUCUUGACACGACU
Messenger RNA from Linum trigynum, 3927 nucleotides. Lineage: Eukaryota; Viridiplantae; Streptophyta; Magnoliopsida; Malpighiales; Linaceae. The record is from the annotation of a GenBank genome assembly.